Messenger RNA from Hydra vulgaris (swiftwater hydra), 610 nucleotides. Its product is annotated as trafficking protein particle complex subunit 2-like protein. Gene Ontology annotation, biological process: endoplasmic reticulum to Golgi vesicle-mediated transport. NCBI's taxonomy places the organism in Eukaryota, Metazoa, Cnidaria, Hydrozoa, Anthoathecata, Hydridae. Gene Ontology annotation, cellular component: nucleus; cytoplasm; TRAPP complex. The record is from RefSeq and is a predicted model, not a curated record.
UAUGUAAUAAGGUUCACAAUAUAUUAAUAAGUGUUUUCUGAAACAAAAACUAUAAAAUCUUGAUUAUGGCACUUAGUGUUGCUGUAGUUGGAAAAGAUAAUGAGCCACUAUAUGUUCAUACAAGUUCUCCUGACACUGACCUUAAAUUUCAUUAUAUAAUUCACACAUGCUUAGAUGUCAUUGAAGAAAAAACCUCUUCGCUCACUAAAUCUACACAGGAUCCUCGAGAAUUAUAUCUUGGUUUACUAUACCCAACUGAAGACUACAAAGUUUAUGGGUAUGUUACUAACACAAAAAUUAAGUUCGUUAUUGUUGUAGACUCUGGAAAUGCAACACUACGUGAUAAUGACAUUCGAAUGAUGUUUAGAAAAGUUCAUUCAGCUUAUGUUGCAAUGGUUUCAAAUCCAUUUUACAAUCAUGGUGAUCCAAUUAAGUCUACGAUGUUUCAAAAAGCAGUGGAUACACUUAUGGUUACGGAUGGACCAUAAUAUUUCGAUAGUGAGAUCUGUUUCUAAAUUGAUAUUUAUAAUUUACAUAUGUUUUUUAAAUUCAUAGAUAUAUGACAAUCGUGUUGUAGUUGAAUAUUUAUUGGAUAUAUUUUCGUUUUUUA